AUGCCGAUUUCAAACAGUCCUCUGAGCGUUGAAGCUCAAGCCAUAUGCAAUAAGAUACCUUUUGCUAUUACAGAUUCACAUCACCACCUGUGGGACGUGGCCAACACGUACAGAGGACAAAAGAUCUUUCUGGAUUUGGGAAUACUUGACAAUUUGCCAAAGCUUGGAUAUCCAGCCCUAGUCAAUCCACCAAAGAAGAAUGCUCAAACGUUAGCUCGUGAACGUGGAACAAAACUACCCUCGUGGCCUAUUGAAAAGACCAAGGCGGUUCUCUCUAGAAGAAACGAAGAAUAUGGCAACUUUCAGCACAUGUGGUCUGACUACCUUCCUUCCGACAUCAUGAAGGACUACGCACACGCUCACGUCAACGUUGCCGCCACGGUACACGUAGAGGCUGGUUGGGACGAGCCCAAAGUUGGUAACGUUGGUGAAACAAACUGGGUAUAUCAACAGGCCCAGGAAACUGGCAAUGUCGUUGGGGCUGCAAUUGUAGGACACACUGACUUUGUUAGCAGAACUUACGAGGAAUGUGAAGCCGAGCUUAUUAAACAUAAACAGUGUCCUAACUUUGUCGGUAUCCGAUGUAUGGCCUCAUUCGAUACUACUAAGCGAUUUAGCUCUGGAGCACCUCGACAACACGUAUUGACAGAGGCCAACUUUUUAAAAAACUUUACGCUCUUGAAGAAGCAUGGACUCUCCUUUGAUUUGUAUUGCUACUCAUACCAGCUGAAGGAAUCCAUUAACCUGGCUAAACGAUUCCCGGACACGCCUAUUGCCCUAGACCACAUGGCUACUCCCAUUGACUAUGUUUCGAAGCCAGAAGUGCGCAAGGAAUGGCUUGAAGGAAUGACCGAGCUCGCCAAGUGCAAAAACGUGCACGCUAAGCUAUCUGGGUUGAUGCCACAGCUAGGAACACAAUAUCAAUAUCGAACAUGGGAUUCGUAUGGACCUACAGCCGUCGAAAUCGCCGAUGGUGCUUUCGGAGAGAUGCUGAUGCACACAAUUCGACUCUUUGGACCCGAGCGUGUCUUCUAUGGAUCAAACUUUCCCGUGGAUAAGAAUCUAGCUCGAAUGGGCGAGCUUGUAGCUGGAAUCUGGAUAUGCUGUGAACGAUCUGGCAUGAAUGCGUCUCAGCUUAAGGGUGUGUUCCGUGACAAUGCUGCUAAAUUCUACAAGAUCUCUUUGCCAGCAAGCAAAUUGUAA
Messenger RNA from Synchytrium microbalum, 1203 nucleotides. RefSeq lists its product as uncharacterized. Gene Ontology annotation, molecular function: hydrolase activity. The transcript has 5 exons. Lineage: Eukaryota; Fungi; Chytridiomycota; Chytridiomycetes; Synchytriales; Synchytriaceae. The coding region runs from base 1 to 1203 and encodes 400 amino acids. The record is from RefSeq and is a predicted model, not a curated record.